This is a messenger RNA of Porites evermanni, 5841 nucleotides long. NCBI's taxonomy places the organism in Eukaryota, Metazoa, Cnidaria, Anthozoa, Scleractinia, Poritidae. The record is from the annotation of a GenBank genome assembly.
AUGGAUAGCUUAUUCCUGGAGCUUUUUAUUAGUCUUUUACUGGCAAUAUUAAUCGGAGAGAUUUCCAGCACAGGCGAAGUUGUAUAUGCUGUAAAUAGCGGCGGACCGGCCCACACAGAUCUGAACGGAGUGCAUUACCAAGCUGACAAGCUGACCGUAGGAACCUCGUCGGACUUUGGCAAAUCUCUUUCGAUUGGUAGAGUCGCUCCUGCAGACCAAAUUUUAUAUCAAACGGAACGUUAUCAUUUUUCGAAUUUUGGCUACAACAUUCCCAUAAAGGAAAACGGCGAUUAUGUGCUAAUUUUGAAGUUCUGUGAAGUUUAUUUUCAAGCUCCAAGGCUAAAGGUAAGCUAGAUAAGCAAGUUCGAUCCACGUGUAUGAAUUUAAUCGAUGUUUAUACCGUUCGGGAUUCAAACUAGCUGUUACUAGCUCUUUGUUUAAACUGAUUUUAAGACGCCUUUUUCAGAAAUUGUUUUUGUUUUUGUGAAUGUGUUGUUCUGUAAGCGUUUUACUGGUAGGAGAAUAAUAAUGAACAAUGUACAUGAAAUAUACAUACAUGUCGGAAUGAAUUCGAGUCACGGUUUAAGCGUGCACGUUUGUGUACGUUGUUUGUUAAUGUGCCCGCCACAUGUUUCAUAGGUGAUUCAAAGCAAUCGAUAAUCAUAUUGCUGUGAAAGGAAAGGAACUUUGUCAGCAGGGUUGUCGAUAUGAUUAAUAGGACAUGUCAUUAAGGUUUUUUACAGCUGUACAAUGUCUUUAUAUAUUUUGUACGCGAAAGUGUGACCGAUAGAACCUUAGCCGUAUACGAGGCCGGUAUUUAUUUAUUGAACUACAUUCAGUUAAUGUUCUACUUAAAUUAAGUUUUUCCAUCAGACUAUCUGGUCAUUUUAAAAAGCAAAAAUAAAAAAAAAAUUGGCGAAAACGUUGUGUGCAACCUCACAAAGACACCUGUCUCCUGUUUAGUUGGUCAAGAAGCUUCAUUGUAAACACAGAACUUUUUGCUUCCCUUUUCUUUUCCAUACUUGAGCACUAAAGAGAUCAAAGCCUUUCAAAAAAUUUAUACAAAUUGAGUGUUGGCCUGAGAAUGAUAUAAAUGAAUCCUUGCAAUUUGGUUAAUGUUUUUUUUUUACUUUUUUAAUGCACCCCUUUAGUUAUCUGCAGAAGUAAGUAAAGCAGAUGACACAUGUUUCUGUCAACUAUUUAAAGUUUUAUAUUGUAGUGUAAAAAAGUGGUAUUGCUAUCUUAAGGCGUGUAAGUCAUUUUAUACCAUUUGAUACUAGAGUGAAUAUGUACAAUGCACUGGUAAUGCCAUAUUUUAAUUACUGUGGUGCCGUAUGGGGUAAUAUCAAUAAGGGAUUAGCAGAUAAAACUUCAAAAGCUGCAGAAUAGGGCUGCUAGAAUUCUCACCUUUUCUAACUAUGACGUUCGCUCAAGUGUUUUGUUGGAUGAGCUUGGCUGGGAAAGGCUAGAAUAUGUAAGACUUAAACAUUUGGCUGUGACAAUGUAUAAAAUCCAUAAUAAUCUUUCCCCGUCGUAUCUGAGGCGGAUCUUUACCAACACCUCAAAUGUACAUUCACACAAUCUUAGAAAUUCUGAGUUAAAUUAUUAUGUCCCCAGACCCAGAACUGAGUCUGCAAAAGGGAGCCUACACUACAGAUGAUCUGUUCUGACUGGAACAAGAUUCCCUCAGAGAUUAGAAAACUGCCUAGUUUAAAUAUUUUUAAAACUUCAAUUCAUGGGAAAGAUUUUUCUAAUACACCAUGACUCAUUGUAACUCUUAUUAUUCAUAAUGUAAGUUUUUGUAUUUUUAACAUUCUAGUCAAUGGUUCCUUAGAGUAUUUUAGUCUAGUUUUAAACACGAUUCCUAGGAAGACCAUGUAAAAUGAUACGAUUUCGUGUAUAAAUAAAGAUUGAUGAUGAUGAUGAUGAUCAUAAACGUGUCACUUUGAUUACAAUGCUCAGUUUUCUUGUAACAAAACUGUUAUUGCUCCUGACAGAAUUAGUGGAGAAAAGUCUGUGUUAAGCUGUGUGUUGUUAGCCAUAAGAUAAAUUUUGUGUUUAAGGGUUAGCUUUCGCCCAUCGCACGUGGGCUGGUAAUUCUAGUAUAUUUUGCACAAAUGCAUUAUAUAACUGUUGCUCUGGCCAGUUGGAAUUUUUUUUAUUACUUUUAGGCUUAAAAACAUUAAAAGUUGCAACUGGGAAAUGUGAUAGGUAUAUACCGUAAAAUUCUGAAAAUAAGGCCCGGGGCUUAUAUUUUUCAAAGGCCCUUUUUAAGGGGCUUAUUUUUGGAGGGGCUUAUAUUCGGAGGGGCUCAUCUAUGGAGGGAAAUUUGCAUUUCAAAAUCGAUUGGGCUAGCCUUUUACUUGGAAGUAAUUUGACCACUUUUGCUUUUACUUUGUAUUUGAGGGCAAUUUUCCAAGUACAAGCACCCAGGGGGCUUGGAGGGGCCAUUUAAUGGAGGGUUUUUUGCAUUACUGGUUUGGGGGCUUAUAUUUGGAGGGGCUUAUUUUCAGAAUUUUAUAGUGUGCAAAAUGCUGCAAAUGACUCUACCCAUUGCAUUUGGUUUUAUAAUGUGGCAGUUACUUGUAUCGGUUACACUGUACUUCAUCAACUGAGAAUAUAUUACAUUUAUUUUUUUGUGUGCAGGUUUUUGAUGUAGCUGUAAAUCAACACACUGUAAUAAAAGGAUUAGACAUUUAUGAGAGAGUGGGUCGAGGAGUUGGCCAUGAUGAGUACAUUCCUUUUAGAGUUAACAACAAUCAAUUACUGAUUGAUGGAGAAACAGUACCAUUUGGUGGUUCUGUAUAUGUUGAAUUUUUAAAGGUAAGUGUGUUUUAUUUUUGUUACAUUUUCCUGGUUAUAAAAACUUUAUAGCAGGAGUUUUGUUUUUGAGUGAAACCUCUCCAAUUCAGACAUCAAAAUUAAUUAAAGGAACUGAACUUUUCUUGUCUUUUUCUCAGCCAUAGCAUUCAUCUGUUAACCCUUUUGGGCCUUUUUACCGACCAAAAUGACAAAUUUCCCUGCCCUUUCAUAUACUUCAACAUCAGUGAAACCCCUACCAUUUUAUAUAACUAAAGCCUAAAAAAGGUACCCCUUUUGGGUGGAGCCUCCCCUUAUAGGCCAUUAUAGGGAGUACCUGCCCCCACCCCCCAGGAUUUUCCUGUCUUGUUUAAUAUAGAGCUGAGCUUUAAAUAACAGUCAGUCACUGGAUUAUUUCUUCACUAAGUUUUCCCUUGUCCAACAAAAUCUUAUUUGCUGUCAGGCAUGGUUAUGACGACCUGACAGAUUAAAAAGACUUUGAUUUUGUAGCUGAAAGAUUUGCAUAUGAGGUAAUUGAAAUAAUGUUAAAAGUGCAACGUGCAACCCAGUGAAAGUGAGCUGGCAACAGGCAAUUUUGCGACUUCCAGUGGAAUAGUUGCUACCUAAUCAACACUCGGGUUUAGUAAUAUUAAUUAAGUAAAAACCACCCAAUCUUUGCCACUAGUGUUACUCUGGUUAUCCUGCCUACUGUAGAGAUACAGUUAAGGUCAGGAGGCGAUUACUUAUAUCGGCUCCUCGUUAAGGCAGGAGUUGAUUGCUUGUCAAGUAAAAUUCUGACAAGUGACAUGGCCCAGAAACAUUGACAUAAGACAGCAAAAUGGCAACAAAUGACACAAAGAUGUGAAACUGUGACGGCAAAGGAGACAUAGCUUCCUUGUCAACAUGCAAAACAACAGGUUUUGAAAACAGACAAGGGACGUACAUGACCCCCGCCCCGCCCCUAAUAGGACCUCAACAUUUUGAAUGGACUGCAACACUAUAUAUCUCCAAUAGCUUUUUCUGGUUUGUUGGGCUAAAACAUGACUUGGUCAGACAUCCUUUCUGAAAAGAAGACCUUUUUGAUGGCCAUUGGAGGUAGCUAUCGUCUGACACCUGUCAAUUAACACCGGAUAAACUGUUCAUUUGAUGAACUUGCCAUGAAAUGCUGAGUCAGUCUUAAUUCAAAAUGGGGAUUUCCCUCUCAUGAGAGACUUUGGAAGUCGGCAAUUUCUGUCUAAAGUGAUUUUUUUAAGGGGCAUAAAAUAGUUAAACUAACAUAUGUUUUUGGUGGGAGGAGAAUUGUUCAGGGGUUUGAACAAUUGAGGUUUCAAGAAGUCAGGUUCGUGGUACUGUACAUUAACUAUAAGUUUGCAAUAAUUUGCACAGUGUGCUCUUCUUAUAGCAGUCUUUUUCAUUUUGAAAUUCAGGGCUAUUAUGAUAAUCCUAAAAUCAAUGCUGUUUUGGUUAUGAAAGGAACAUUAGAGGGUAAGUUUCAUUAUUUUCCCACAUUCAUAAAGUUUCCAGACAUAUUACUUUAAUGGUAUUCUCAUUCCCAGGUAUUUACACAUAUCAGUUAAUUUGAGAGCAUUCAUUUGGGUAUGUACAAGUUCUUUAGAUUCUGGAUUUAAAAUCUCCAGACACACAACCAAAUUAGGACAUUUUCAUUUGGAAUUGAUGCAUAUGUCUGUAAACAGCAAAAUAAAUCUGGUACCAAAAUGUUCGGUAUUGAUCAUGAAUCCAGGAAAAUGUCCUCUACUGUAAACCUAGUCCAAGAAAAAUGCCAUCCAAAUGUAAAGAGAAUGUCAGAAAUGAUUAUUACUAUGUGUACUUGUGGCAUCCCUUUUCAGCUAUUUGUAUCACUUUGGAUAACAAGACUGCUUAAAAAAUACAGAAAUUAAUAAUUAAUUAAUAAUUUGUUGUUCAUCACCAACAGUUUCUUGAAAGUUACCCCUGAAACCACCUCUUUCACGCAAGAUCCACAAGGCCAUGUAAAUGUCAAUACUUGGCAACUGGCAAUGGAUCAUGAUCAGGGCCACCACCUUCCCCCAAUUUAUGAAAGCCUUGCUUUGCAGCCUUAUUAAAAGAAGCAUGUAAAGAAUAACAGCAAAUGUCUCUGAUGAAAGGCUACAGAUGGCUUCUGAAUGCUCUUUGUAACCUUCAAUGAACUGUUGGUGGUAGUUAAUAUAAUACAGAAUAUUGCGCUGUAAUAUCAAGAUAUUAGUAAAAUCCAACUAGUGGUCUAUUAUCAAUGCUGCAUUCUGAUUGGUUGAGCGACUACCAGGCUAUAUGUUAUAGCCCACUAGUAGCGAAAAGCGCCGGAUUUUUGGCGGCAAAAAAGGAUUAUAGUCUUGCUUUAAGUUGUUUUGUCUUGAUAUUUUUGACCAACUAGUUGGAUUUACUAAAACAAUUUAUUAUUCCUCUCGCCCUCAUGGCCUCUGAGUCAAUAGCCCAUUAGGCCUUCGGCGUCAUGGGCUAUUGACUCAGAGCCCAUUCAGGCUUGAGGAAUAAUUGUUAAAUAUUUUGAACUUGGCUUUUUUUACAGAUGUUCCAAAGUUGCCCCCCUUGCCACGCCCAGGGGAAGACAAUGAGGAUGAGGAUGAUGAAGAGGAAUCAAAGGAAGAUAAACCAAAGAAACAGCGCAAGUUAUCUGGCCCCAAAGCCAUCAAUCCGUAUGCUAAUGAUGAAUCUAGCAUGUUAAUUCCAAUUGCUGUUGCCAUUGCUGUCUUUCUACCCACACUGUUUUGUCUGUGUAAAUUGUGAUAGACUGGGGUUGGAUUUUAUUUAUUGCAUUACAAGUUUCUCUGUUGUUAUCUAUUGUAGGCUUUAAAAACUCUUCUGAUCAGAAACAAAAAUACCAUAACCGAUUUAGGAUUUUGGGUUUACUUUCUAUGUAAUAAUUUAAAUGUUGGGCAUAGGCUUUAAUUUGUUUGGAAAAAAAGCUUUGCUUUUUAGCAAAACUAAACCCAAAAAAUGAUGUUAAAAAACUGGUUGAUCAUGAUUGUGAAGGUAACUUGGUUACUAUCUUAAAGGGACAGUGUCAUG